GAAGUUUUGGCGCCAAAAGACAAUCCAGCUGGUUGGUCAAUAUCGACUUGGCGCGAAUAAAAGUAGACAGACGCCAAAAGUGGAUGACUCUGCCUAUUGCUUUCCGAACAUUCAAGCACCUGAAUUGGAAGAGGAUAUUCUCCUACGAGACGGUUCUUGUAAUAGUGAGUUUAUCUUCAUUUCAAACAGUAAGAAUAUUCACGAUGGCACUGCAAAUCUCAACGAAGGAAAAUAUCCUUAGAAAUCUCGAAGAGAUUUCACUCAAAGAAAAGACAUCUAAAAUCUUAUGUACUUCACCAACCAUUUCUCAUGAAUAUGGAACAAAGAAUGGGUUGAUUAAGACAAAAGCAGUAAAAAAGAUACAACUAAAGACAGAUGAAUUUAACAAAGAACUGGAACCACUACUUAGAGAAAAUCCUCGUAGAUUUGUUGUGUUCCCUAUUCAGUGGCCUGACAUUUGGCAGAUGUACAAAAAGGCAGAAGCUUCUUUCUGGACUGUAGAGGAAGUGGAUCUCUCUAAGGAUAUUCCUGACUGGAACUCUUUAACUUCCAGUGAAAAACACUUUAUAUCUCAUGUACUAGCAUUCUUUGCUGCCUCUGAUGGAAUUGUCAAUGAGAAUCUGGUUGAAAGAUUCAGUCAGGAAGUGCAAGUUACAGAAGCACGUUGCUUCUAUGGUUUCCAAGUUGCUAUGGAAAAUGUGCACUCAGAAAUGUAUUCUUUGUUGAUUGAUACAUAUAUUACAGACGCUAAAGAAAGGGAUUUCUUAUUUAACGCGAUUGAGAAUUUGCCGUGCGUCGCAAAGAAAGCUAACUGGGCAUUAAAUUGGAUAAACCAUGAAUCUGCUACGUUUCCUGAACGAGUAAUAGCGUUUGCUGCAGUAGAAGGAAUCUUUUUCAGUGGCAGUUUCGCUGCCAUUUUUUGGUUGAAGAAAAGGGGACUUAUGCCUGGUCUUACAUUCAGCAAUGAACUCAUUUCUAGAGACGAGGGUUUACAUUGCGACUUCGCCUGCCUAAUGUUCAGACAUAUAAUACAGAAACCGUCGAACGAACGGAUUAUUUCAAUUAUCAAGGAUGCUGUCGCGAUCGAACAAGAAUUUUUGACAGACGCGUUGCCUGUCGAAAUGAUAGGCAUGAAUUGCAAGCUCAUGUGCCAGUACAUUGAAUUCGUUGCAGACAGACUACUUGUUGAACUGGGUUGUGAAAAGGUUUAUAUGUCCGGAAAUCCAUUUGACUUCAUGGAGCAUAUUUCUUUGGAGGGUAAAACAAAUUUCUUUGAAAAGAAGGUUGGAGAAUAUCAGAAAUGGGGGGUAAUGCAAGACAAAAUUGAAAGCACUUUCACAGUGAACGCUGACUUCUAAUUUAAUAGAUAAAAUUGUUAGAGAAGCUGGCCAUUUUUUGUCUUAAAAUGAAUAUGCAGGUAUCAAGAUUUCUCAAAUUUAUACAUUUUGUAAACAUUCUUUGUAUAUGUACCUGUGUGGACUAAGGCAAGAUGGUUAUCUUCUUUAGAACUGAUUAACAAUUUACUAUAAUUCGAAUCUUAGAAAAAAUAAUUAUAUAUAUAUAUAUUGCA
Megalopta genalis is the source of this 1570-nucleotide messenger RNA. RefSeq names its product ribonucleoside-diphosphate reductase subunit M2 (gene RnrS). Gene Ontology annotation, molecular function: ribonucleoside-diphosphate reductase activity, thioredoxin disulfide as acceptor. Gene Ontology annotation, cellular component: cytosol. NCBI's taxonomy places the organism in Eukaryota, Metazoa, Arthropoda, Insecta, Hymenoptera, Halictidae. The record is from RefSeq and is a predicted model, not a curated record. Gene Ontology annotation, biological process: deoxyribonucleotide biosynthetic process.